Messenger RNA from Cordyceps fumosorosea ARSEF 2679, 576 nucleotides. RefSeq lists its product as hypothetical. NCBI's taxonomy places the organism in Eukaryota, Fungi, Ascomycota, Sordariomycetes, Hypocreales, Cordycipitaceae. Gene Ontology annotation, biological process: vacuolar proton-transporting V-type ATPase complex assembly. The record is from RefSeq and is a predicted model, not a curated record. The coding region runs from base 1 to 576 and encodes 191 amino acids. The transcript has a single exon. Gene Ontology annotation, cellular component: extrinsic component of endoplasmic reticulum membrane; Vma12-Vma22 assembly complex.
AUGUCGCUGCCACCGUCCCAGGAGGACCAGGUCAUCGACGAGCUCCUCGAGCGGUACCUCGGGCUCAUGGACGAGUACGCCGCGCUGCGCGCCGCCCUGGCCGGCUCCCACCAGCGCACGCUGCACGCGCUCGCCCGCGCGCGCUUCACCGGCGACCGUGGGGCGCGCUUCGGGCCGGACCAGUACGACGACCGCAUGCGGGCCUCGCGGCGCGUCGCCGUCGUCGGCUCACAGCCAGCGUCCUUUUCCGUGGUAGAAGAGGAGGCGGUGGAGGAGGAGGGGGGCGGAACUGCUGCUGAGGGGGGGGCGCAGGACGAGGAGGACGCGGAAAGGAAGAAGAGGGCGGCGAAGAACCCGCUGCGGUGGUUCGGCGUGCUCGUGCCGCAGGCGCUGCGGGACGCGCAGACCGAGGCCGUCCGGACGGUCGAGGACGUGGUGCCGCGGCUGGCGAGCGUGCAGGCGGAGAUGGCGCACGUCGAGAUUGAGGUGCGCAGGGCGCGCAAGAGGCGCGCCAAGGCGGGUAAGAAGCAAGAGGCUACAAGCAACGUGGGCCAGGCGAUUUCUACCUCGUCGUGA